Pedinophyceae sp. YPF-701 is the source of this 831-nucleotide messenger RNA. The record is from the annotation of a GenBank genome assembly. NCBI's taxonomy places the organism in Eukaryota, Viridiplantae, Chlorophyta, Pedinophyceae.
AUGUGGAUGGACGGGGCGCCGGACCCGUGCAUGCUGCUGGACCUCCCUCAGGGCGUCCUCCAGGACAUCGCUGACCGUCUGGGGCGCCCAGAGCGCAUUGCCUUCGCGAGCUGCUCCCGUCAGUGCAUGGCGCACGUCCUCGGGACGCCGCUUGCGUGUCUACGUAUCCCGCACUCGUGCACCGCCCUCCUGGACGAGGCACACCGGCAGCAGCUCGAGAGACUCCGGGAGGACUGGGCGGCAUGCGAGGGCGCGGUCGUCAGCGUGCAGGACGUCGGCGUCGGUAUCGAGCACCUCGACGCGCUGUACCGCGCGGCGGCCGAGCGGCCGCGCGACGCCGGGGCGAUGCUGCAGCUGCUCGUUAACGAAGGACAUCAGCACGCUGUUCGGCGCCUCAAGCUCGCGUGUCACAACGUCGGCGUCGUGCCGGAGGGGCUCUCGCGCCUCCAGUGGCUCGAUCUGACGCAGUGCCACCUGCGUCCGGUCGGCUUCCUCCCGCCGAGCAGCCUCGCCAGUCUCCGCGUGUUGAAACUGAAUCGAACAUUGAUCACCGCGCUUCCGGAGGGCCUCGUCUCCCUGGAGCGCCUCGAGAUCUCCACGUGCAUCGACCUCCGCUUCCCGCUUCCGGAGUCGAGCACGCGGCGGCUGCGCUCCCUCGAGGCCAUGAGCAACCGCGUCACCAAGGUCGCGACGUCGGCGCCGGCGCUGGAGGAGCUGGACGUGUCGUACGUGUCGUGCUGCGCCGAGGACCCGGACUCCUGGAUCCCCGACGACGCGCGCGGCACGCUGCGCGUCCUGCGGAUGCUCGGCACGCCUGGAGCUCAUUCAUGA